GUAUUACUCGGACACGGGUAUCCCAAAGAAAUAUCUGAGCGACAACGUCUGUGCUGUUUGUGGGGACGAUUUUAUGCCUCAGAGCGAUGAUCAACUGAUACUAGAAUGCAAUCACAAGGUGCACCAUAAUUGUAUUAAGGGCUGGAUGAUUGUAGGUAAAAAGCAAACUUGCCCGUACUGCAAAGAAAAGAUAGAUCUCAGGAAGAUAGCGCCUUCCCCGUGGCUAUCGCAGGACGUUGCCUUCGGUGCUUUACUGGAUGGCUUAAGAUAUUUGGUUGCUUGGCAACCGCUCAUCAUACUCACGGCGCAAUCGCUAAUAACGAUGUUCCAUUUACAUUAAAGACUC
Sphaeroforma arctica JP610 is the source of this 346-nucleotide messenger RNA. RefSeq lists its product as hypothetical. Lineage: Eukaryota; Ichthyosporea; Ichthyophonida. Gene Ontology annotation, cellular component: endoplasmic reticulum membrane; Golgi membrane. Gene Ontology annotation, molecular function: zinc ion binding; ubiquitin protein ligase activity. The annotation marks the transcript as partial. The transcript is spliced from 2 exons. The record is from RefSeq and is a predicted model, not a curated record.